AUGUUAUUGGAAGGAUGGAACAAAAGAGAAAUAUAUCAUGGGCCUAAAAACGGAGGUGCUAAUGUUGUGCAGUGGCUAAACAAUGUCGUCGGAGGAGGUGGGACCAAGAUAAGCGGCGUCGUCGGAGGAGGUGGGACCAAGAUAAGCGAUGUCGUCGGAGGAGGUGAGACCAAGAUAAGCGACCAAGUGGCUUUAACGCGCUGUAUUCCUAGGCGUAGACUUGUUGCCACGACUAAUAGGACGAGCGAAAAGAAUCAUGAUCUCUCCAGUUUGAAGAUUGUCCAAGUGGCUAUCGAUACUAGUACUAGUACCACCAAAGAUGUACGCAAGGCCAAAAAUGCAAUCGUCUACAUAAGGUACACGGACUCGUGCGAGGCUCGAGUUGGUAUGGAUGUUGAUCGGUCAUGUUCUCUAGCUAUUCCAUUCGAACAUGAACAACUACUUAAGAUUGAGCCAUUCUGUGAAGGUGGGAGUGACAAUACAAACUAUGAAUCCGCACUCAAGGGUGUUAAUGGCUUGCGGAUCAAUAACAGUGGAGGCGAUGAGACUGCACCACCGCCACAAUCAAAUGGAGACGAUGUUAUAAUUACUACUACUCGUGUAGAUUCCAAAACAAAGCUCUCAGACUGA
This is a messenger RNA of Microthlaspi erraticum, 630 nucleotides long. NCBI's taxonomy places the organism in Eukaryota, Viridiplantae, Streptophyta, Magnoliopsida, Brassicales, Brassicaceae. The record is from the annotation of a GenBank genome assembly.